Molecule: messenger RNA, 809 nt
Organism: Archocentrus centrarchus (flier cichlid)
Lineage: Eukaryota; Metazoa; Chordata; Actinopteri; Cichliformes; Cichlidae
Gene: zswim7
Product: zinc finger, SWIM-type containing 7
Exons: 5
Coding region: 39-455 (138 amino acids)
Biological process (GO): double-strand break repair via homologous recombination
Cellular component (GO): Shu complex
Molecular function (GO): zinc ion binding
Source: RefSeq, a predicted model, not a curated record
GGAAGCGUCAGAGACUUCCUGCAGCAAGCGGUGCGAAAAUGCGCUCGUUUUUACCUGCAGUGGCGGAACAGCUUUUUCGAGAUAUACAGAAAACAUACCAGGAGACGUCUCAAAUUCCCAAUGACCUGCUAAUUGCGCUGAAGUUUGUCUUCGGGUCUUGUGCGCUCCAGGCGUUGGACUUGGUUGACCAGCACUCGGUCACCUGUCUGACAUCUCCCAGUGGACGCAAGGCCUUCCAGGUAACAGGAGGCUCGGGGCGUUUGUACACUUGCUUCUUGUCCUGCCACUACUGCCCGUGCCCAGCCUUCGCCUACAGCGUGCUGCGCAGAAAUGACGCCCUGCUGUGCAAACACAUCCUGGCCGUCUACCUGUGUCAGGCCAUGGCUGUGACUCAGCAGGAGAGUGUAUCUGAUCAGCAGAUGUCCGUGCUGCUCAGUGGGACGACAGCCCCGUGACUGCAGGUAGAUCGGCACACCGGGCCCUGCAGAAGCAUACACUGGAGCACCGAGCCUCCCGGACAAAAGCCAGUGUAGUGAGAUAGACGACACCGAGCAGGGGAAUGCUCUGAAAGACCACAGAUGUCCCAUUUAUUUUCUCUUUUUGAAGGAGUUCUUAAUCUGUUUCCCAGGGAAAAAAACCAAACAUCUGUUCGCUGAAUAUGGACUGCUCCACAUUUAGUUUCUUUUUAUCUGAAACUGUCAGUUUGACACAGUAAGCAUCUGUGUACUGAAAGCACUUUGUUGUUUUUUUGUUUUUUUUUUGAAAUAAGGACCUUUUUCCAGUCUGUAAAUUUAAACUGUCACAUGAUU